AAGAAGAAGAAGGAAACGAAUAUCGGGACACAUUGUCGCGGAACUGGAAUUCAUACAUUGUAUUGAGCACACUGUCUGUAACCACAACGCAUUUUGAUAAAGGCUGAAUUUCUCAGACUUUUAAAAAACCCACAUCGCCUGGAAGAAGCAGGAUUUCAGUCCACCACCUGCGCAUAAGGACAGGCUAGAGGCCAUGUCUACAGUGGUGGAUCUCAAGACAAAGGAGGAGAAGGAUGCAGAGCUUGACAGACGGAUCGAGGCUCUGCGCAAGAAGAAUGAAGCUCUGGUCCGGAGGUACCAGGAAAUAGAAGAGGACAAAAAGAAGGCGGAGCAGGAGGGUAUUGCCGUGAAGACGCACCCGCCCAGGAAGGGCCGCCCUCACGAUGGCCCACCAGAGGGAGACCGAUGGAGGACAGAGAAAGAGAGCUUCACUGUCACCGUAGACCUCUCCAAACCUGCAGGGGAGAAACGGGUGAUCAAUGACUGGAAACAAGGGCCACCGCGGGACUCUGAGGAGGUAGACUACCCCAGACCCCAAGGUGAAAGCCCCCCGCGGAGGGCUUUGCCCGGGCGGCUCAGCAGGGGUGGACAAAGACAGGGAGGAUCACGGCAGGAGAGGAGAGAGCAACACCCUGACAGAUCCCUAGCAGACUCACGCCAGUCCCAUGACAGACCACCAAGAGAGGGGAGACCACCAAGAGAGGACAGGGGUCCAAGCAUGGAGGGGCCAGGAGAGGGCCCCGGCCGCAGUGAACGUGCCCCACGCGGAGGAAGAAGAGGAAGGGGAGAAGGAGGAGGACCACUACAUGGUAGUGACAGGAAGUCUAAGGAGUGGGAGGAGAAAAGGAGGCAGAACAUUGAGACGAUGAACGAGGAGAUGGAGAAGAUUGCAGAGUAUGAAAGAGGACAUAGGCCUGCCGAGGGAGACAAGCCCAUCCGUAACUUCCUGGAUGACCCGCGGCGCUCCGGCCCAGUCCCGGACAUGGACCGCAAGGAGGGCAGCCGCCGACACGUUCGAAACUGGGGCGGUGUAGACUUUGACAACGUGAAGACGAGAUCUGAGCUGGAGAAGGAGUGGACAAGUCGGAGACCAGGAGGCCCUAAGGGCUCCAUGGAUAUGACCAUGUCUAUGACGGGCCGGGAGCGUGCCGAGUACCUCCGCUGGAAGAAGGAGCGUGAGGAGAUUGACGAGGAGCGUCUAGCCAGGCACAGGAACGCCACGGGCCAGUGGAGACGGGAAUGGGACUCCCAGAAGACUGACUGCUUGUUCAAGGAGGACCCAGCAGUGGCUGUGGAGGGCAUGCUGCCAGCCCAGGGAUGCAGAGACGAUGUGAAGGGUCCUCCCAAGGCGCCCACAUUCGGAGACUUCCUGGGGCAGGGUAGAGGACCCAGGGAGGGGGGGAAGGGACGAGGACCAAGACAGAGCUACAGCAUGCACGAUAACCGCUGGGAAAAGGAGGAGAAGGAGAAGGAAGACAAACCCAAGAAGGAGGAGAAGACUCAGAAGGAGGAACGGAAGCCAAAAUCUCCCUCAUCACAAAAGAUGGAGAAGAGUGGUGAUGCAGAUGAGGAUGAGUGGGAGGAUGCCAGCGACGAAGAAGAUGCGGACGGGGAUGACGACUCCGAGGGAGACGAUGAGGUGGAGGAGGAAGGGAAAGACGGGCAGUCCACAAAGGCACCUCGCCCAGAAACCACUGCAUUGAAACCCGCCGCCACCUCACCCCUUCCCUCCACUCCCCCCUCCGCAACCAGUCCCAAAGACAAGUGCACCCCAAGGCCCAAAGUCUACAUCCCCUCCCCACAGGAGGCUCAGAACUCCUCCGAUGGCCUCAAACCCCUCAGUCCCUUUUCUCCCUUGGAUGGCCACCAGCCGGUCAGAGACUGGGGGGAGGAGAUGGAGAUGCAGUCACCCCGGAGCAGUAUGGGGGAAAGCCCCCCAAAACCCCCCAGCACUGAUGAGGGCCCUGCCCAGGUUAAGGUCCAAGAAGACAGCCGCAACUCCAGCCCCAGUCCCAACGAGAAGAAGAGGGACAAACGAACAGUUGUGGUCACUGCUGCACCACCAGAGGAGACUCUGAUCCAGGAAAGAACUUCUGUAUCAUCAUUAGAUCCUGUCUCUACCCCCACUGACCCCUCAGAGAAAGAGGAGACCACAGCCAUUCCACCAGCCCAGGAGACACCUGCUACCCCCACACAGGAUGAGGCCCCUGCCGCCGCUCCUAUCCUGGAGGCUGACCAGGGCCUGUCUGAGCCGGCCACAGCCCCAGAGACGGCCCCAGACACCUCAGAGCAGCCAUCUUCAGGCUGAGAUCUGCUCUAGGAAACUGACUUUUCAGUACUAGCAGUUCACAGAUGAUGGAAGGAUGAGGGGAUAAAAGAAUGACAAGAGGAAAGAUAACUGGGCCUCGCGCACCAUGACUGGAGCAGCCAUCACAGACAACCUGGAGGGAUGUGGUAGGGCAGGAGGCCUCCAAACCGCUCCCUCUCCUUAACAAUCAGACCACGUAAGUUCUGUUCUGUUUGACUAGGAGCAGCACCUUGCAUAGAACAGUGAUACAUACUGCCGUUCAUUUGAGCCACGAUGGUAAAUGGCUUGGGUUUUAUAGUAGCCAAUCAAGAUGUAACUGAUGUCAAGUCAACAAAACCCUGACUUGUUUUUACCUUAUUUUAUAUUUUGUUAUUGUUUUGUGUGUGAUUAACAAAUCAAACUAUUACAUUUCGCAAAGACUGAAAAAUAUUAAAUUCUCUUACCUCAAUUUUUCAACCUUUAGCAUUUUUUUAAACCACCUCUUUUGGAAGGUCAAAGAGACUUGUCCCCUUCAACAUAGCUAAACUGGUAGUGUCCCAAAUGUCAUGAUCUCUAUAUAGUGCACUUCUUUUGAGUCCUAUGGGCCAUGGUCAAAAGUAGUGCACUAUAAAGGCUAUAGGGUGCCAUUUGCAAUGCAAACCUCUUUGUGAAGUGUGCAUGGAUAAGGAUUGGCUUAAAAUGUAAUACUUUUCAGUUGUAUUUUGUCAUGAAACUGAUAAUGUGAACAAAUAUAAGCCAUGGCAUUGAAAAAUGUACAUUCGUCUCCUGAUAAUGUAACAAAGUUGGUUUACAUUUCAGACCCCAAGAGGAGAAUAAUUAAAUGUUAUUUGUUUAUUUUUAAGUGGGGUACACUGUACUUAAAUACAGGCAUCAUGUGAUCCUGGCAAUUAUGUUUGUUGAUAACCAUGACAAUCCAAAGCUUUCCUUUAAUUUCUUAUUUGCAAUAGAUCGCUAGUGGUGUUUCUAGUUUUAAUUAAGAGGUAUCAGAACAUGUAGCUCAACAGACCAAGCUUUUGGUUAGAUGUGUAAUAUUGUUGGCUUUUUUAGCCUACUCUUAGUCAUGAACUCAAACUCUGGCUCACCUAUAAUGAACAGGAGCACAGAUAUUGAGCUAUGCUUUAAUUUUAUUUCUCAAAGUAAUAAGGUGAGAUGAGAAGUCAAGAACCCAAGGAAAUGCAGUAUGUAGCCUAUAGUAUUUUGAGUUCAACAAAACAUUCCAAUGUUUUGUGUGGGGGGAAAAGGCAUCUAUUUUUGUCAUUUGCAUUAGUACAUCCUCGUUUUCCGUUUCUGAUGACUUAGUGAUUGUAUUAUAAGCAACGAAUUUACUGCAAUUUAUUCGUUUGAAUAUAAAACUGCGUUAUUUGGGUUUGUUUUUGGAGUGGAAUGUAACUGGCCUAUCUAAACUAUUUUGACCCGAAAUCGAAUAUUUUUUUUUUCUUCUGUUCAUCAGUUGAUAAACAUUAUUUUUUUUAUUUCCAAGAUAUUGACACUUCAAUCAAGAAGGAGAUUACAAUUGAUAGCUUUUUGAUUUGUCAAGAAACUCAUUGUUUCAUAUGCAACUGUCAAAUUUUCAGCAUGAAAUGUAUUCUGUUUUAUUUUGCUUCUUAGUUUUCAUAUCAAAUAAAUGUAUGGUGUUCCGGUCUCAA
Messenger RNA from Oncorhynchus masou masou (cherry salmon), 3954 nucleotides. Its product is annotated as coiled-coil domain-containing protein 9-like. Lineage: Eukaryota; Metazoa; Chordata; Actinopteri; Salmoniformes; Salmonidae. The record is from RefSeq and is a predicted model, not a curated record. Bases 194 to 2308 code for a protein of 704 amino acids. The transcript is spliced from 15 exons.